AUGAGUUCAUCAACAACAAGUGGAAUUAAUUCUUCAAUAUCAUCUCGAAAUACAUCUCGAUUAAGUGCAACUUCAUCUGAACAAUUAUCUAUAGCUUUUAUAAAACGAGUUCUUACACCAAAAGCAACUUGGACUCAUAAGGAAGAAUUUCUUGAUGCUGUUUAUUGGCUUCGACAAGUGUUAAGCAUUAUUCUUGGUAUUACUCUUGGUUUAUUAUCUGUUAAAGGUUUUAUGGGUAUUCUAAUAUUUGGUAUUAUUAGUUCAUUAAUUAUUUUUAUCUAUGCAACCAGUGUGCAAAAUGUUGAUCCAGAAGAAUAUGGUGGAAUUGUUGAAAUAAUCAAAGAAGGUUUUAUGACUGCAUUUGCAACAUUUCUUGUUUCUUGGAUUGUACUCUAUUCUGCAUUUUACACUUCAAAAUCAACUAUACCUACAAUAUAA
Molecule: messenger RNA, 438 nt
Organism: Rotaria sordida
Lineage: Eukaryota; Metazoa; Rotifera; Eurotatoria; Philodinida; Philodinidae
Source: the annotation of a GenBank genome assembly